Messenger RNA from Gavialis gangeticus (Gharial), 12150 nucleotides. RefSeq names its product myosin phosphatase Rho interacting protein (gene MPRIP). The record is from RefSeq and is a predicted model, not a curated record. The transcript has 25 exons. Gene Ontology annotation, molecular function: actin filament binding. Lineage: Eukaryota; Metazoa; Chordata; Crocodylia; Gavialidae. Gene Ontology annotation, biological process: actin filament organization. Gene Ontology annotation, cellular component: actin cytoskeleton. Bases 26 to 6961 code for a protein of 2311 amino acids.
GCCGCGGGAGGGGCCGGGCCGAGCCAUGUCGGCCAAGGAGAACCCGUGCAGGAAGUUCCAGGCCAACAUCUUCAACAAGAGCAAGUGUCAGAACUGCUUCAAGCCCCGCGAGUCGCAUCUGCUCAACGACGAGGACUUGAACCAGGCGAAGCCCAUCUAUGGCGGGUGGCUCUUGCUGGCUCCGGAAGGCACCGACUUUGACAACCCUGUGCACCGAUCCCGGAAAUGGCAGCGCCGGUUCUUCAUCCUCUACGAGCAUGGCCUGCUGCGCUAUGCACUGGACGAAAUGCCCACAACCCUCCCCCAGGGCACCAUCAACAUGAACCAGUGCACAGAUGUUGUGGAUGGGGAGAGCCGGACAGGGCAGAAGUUCUCUCUGUGCAUCCUGACCCCUGAGAAGGAACACUUCAUCCGAGCCGAGAACAAAGAGAUCAUCAGCGGGUGGCUGGAAAUGCUGAUUGUCUAUCCAAGGACAAACAAGCAGAAUCAGAAGAAGAAGAGGAAGGUAGAGCCCCCAACUCCUCAGGAGCCGGGUCCUGCCAAGAUGGCCGUGACCAGCAGCAACAUCCCCAGUGCUGAGAAGGUCCCUGCCACCAAGUCCACACUGUGGCAGGAGGAGAUGAGGGGCAAAGACCAAGCGGAUGGGAGCAGUAGCCUCAGCCCAGUCCAGAGCCCUGUGCAGAACCAGGCCGCGCCUGCCGGCUCCCUGAAGGAACCUGUGCUGGAAAGCAAAGAAGACGAGAGCUCCAUGAAUGGCGACCGACUGGACUGUGGCCGGAAGGCGCGCGUAGAGAGUGGUUACUUCUCCUUGGAGAAGACUAAGCAAGACUCAAAGUUGGAAGAACAGCAGCUGCUGCCUCCGCCAUCCCCUCCCAGCCCCAGCACCCCAAACAACAGGCGAUCCCAGGUCAUUGAGAAAUUCGAGGCAUUAGAUAUAGAGAAUGCUGAGCACAUGGAAACCAAUGUGUUGCCAGGUUCUGCCCUCUCCAGUGAGACACGCCAAGGCAGGAGUGAGAAGAGGGUAUUCCCCAGGAAGCGGGACUCCGAAACAGCAGCAGUAGGCUCCAUCCCAGAGGUCUCUGCUUCCCCUUUGUCUCCACACCGUAGAGCAAAAUCACUGGAUAGAAGGUCCACGGAGUCCUCCAUGACGCCCGACCUGCUGAACUUCAAGAAGGGAUGGCUGACGAAGCAGUAUGAGGAUGGGCAGUGGAAGAAACACUGGUUUGUGCUGACGGAUCAGAGCCUGAGGUACUACAGGGACUCAAAGGCAGAAGAGGCAGCUGAUUUGGAUGGAGAAAUAGACUUGUCUACGUGCUAUGAUGUCACUGAAUACCCAGUUCAGCGUAACUAUGGCUUCCAGAUCCACACUAAAGAGGGGGAGUUCACCCUCUCCGCAAUGACGUCUGGAAUUCGACGGAACUGGAUUCAGACAAUCAUGAAGCACGUUCGCCCCACCACUGCUCCCGAUGUAACCAGUUCCUUGCCAGAGGAGAAAAGCAAAACCAGCUCUUCCUUUGAGACCUGCCCAAAACCAAGCGAGAAGCAGGACUCAGACCAAGCAGAGAUAGACCCUGAGCAGAGGCGGAGCCGGGCUCGGGAACGCAGGAGGGAGGGGCGCUCCAAGACCUUUGACUGGGCCGAGUUCCGCCCCAUCCAGCAAGCCCUGGCGCAGGAGAGAGCCAGCACGGCGGAGUCUGCCAAGAGCGGCACCCCCACCUUCCCCAGGGAACCCAGUGUGUUGGACACAGAUGCUGGGGAGCUGGAGAGGGAGCGCGCACGGCGGCGGGAGGAGAGGCGCAAGCGUUUCGAGAUGACUGAUGCUGUUGAUGGGACAGGUUCGGAAGAUGUGCUGCGGAUGGAGGUGGACAGGGUCCCAGGCCUGCCUGUCACUACCGACGUUAAGCCGCAGAACGUUCACGUGGAGAUCGAGCAGCGGUGGCACCAGGUGGAGACGACCCCCCUGCGCGAGGAGAAGCAGAUCCCCAUCAUGCCUCUGCACCUGACGCACUCGGAGGACAGGGAGGACAGACUCUCCAAGCACCACCUAACCACGCUGCUGGAGAAGGAGCUGGAACAGAGCCAGAAGGAGGCAUUGGACCUGCUUGAGCAGAACCGGCUCCUGCAGGACCAGCUGAAGGUGGCUCUGGGCCGGGAGCAGAGUGCCAGAGAAGGCUACGUGUUGCAGACCGAGGUGGCCGCCUCGCCAUCGGGUGCCUGGCAGAGGCUCCAUAAAGUCAAUCAAGAUCUCCAAAGCGAACUGGAAGCCCAGUGCCAGCGUCAAGAGCUGAUCAAUCAGCAGAUUCAGUCCUUGAAACGUAGCUAUGGUGAAGCAAAGGAUGUGAUUCGGCACCAUGAAGCUGAGAUUCAGAGCCUGCAGGCCAGACUCGGCAAUGCCGCAGCGGAGUUGUCUAUCAAAGAGCAAACUCUGGCCAAGCUGAAAAGUGACUUGAAGAUGGAGGAGGAGAAAGCCAAAGAGCAGCUGGAGGAGUGGCAGCACAGUGAGACCACUCUGAGCUCCCAGUUAAAAGUCAGCGAGCAAAAGUUAAAGGCGGCAGAGGCGCUGCUGCUAGAAAAGACACAGGAACUGAGGGAUCUCGAAGUGCAGCAGGCACUGCAAAGGGACCACCAGAAAGAAGUGCAGAGACUCCAAGAUAGGAUUGCAGACCUGAGCAUGCAGCUGAGUGCUAGUGAACGGGCCCGCAUCCUAAUGGAGGAGAAGCUGCAGAAGAAUUACGAGGCUUUGCUGGAAAGCUGCGAGAAGGAAAAGCAGGUUUUAAUACAGAGUUUGAAGGAGGUGGAGGACAAGGCCAACGAGUAUGAGAAUCAGCUGCAAAACAAUGAGCAGCAAAUGGAGAUUCUGCAGAAAGAGAAGCUGAAUGCAAAAUGUGAAGGCAGCGAAAUUGUGCAUCAGCUUGAGGAGCAGCUGGAGAUGAAGGAGGCCAGCAUCCAGAAACUGGCUGAACAUAUUGAGGAACUGGAAAGGGAGAGAGAUCAGAUAAAAUGUAGGUUCCAAGAGCUUAUGAAUCAAGUUGCUGAGUCUGAUAAUGAGGUUGCCAAGCUGCAGGCAAAGUUGAAAAUGGAAGAGACCAACUAUCAGAACCUGGAGCACUCGUAUGAGGAAGUAUCAGAUCAAUUCCAGAGCAUGCAAAAAGUGUUAGAAGAAAAGGAGGAAGAGCUGAGACAUGUGAAGGAAAUGCACAUGAGAAUUGUUAAGAAGAAAGACCAAGACCUCAAUGAGGCUCUGGUGAAAAUGGCUGCUUUGGGUAGCAGUUUGGAGGAAACUGAAGUGAAGCUACAGGCCAAAGAAGACACUUUACAGAAGUUAGCUAAUGCAGGCUCAGGACUGUGUGCUGAAGAUGCAGAAGACUUCUGCACUAAUCUUGAGGCUGAUGAAAAUCCUAAUCCAGAACUGGGACAGCAUCUCCAAACUCAUGAUGAACUUCCAGGUUUGCAUUACACCCCAAAAGAAGACGAUGAAGGUACGGAGACCAGGCAAAGGCAGGCUGCUGAACUCACCAUGUCAAGUAUGGAAGAACCGGCAUCUCCAUCCAAGUCUCUAGAGCUUCAAGACAGAGAUAUUGUUCAGAAAAUCUUAGCAAAGCCUGAGGCAGGAUUUGUAGGUGCCAAAAGGCAAAGAAUCCGUUUCUCAAACAUCCAGUGCCAAAAAUAUAUCCAUGCUGAUGGGUCAGAGAAGAACUGGACUAGUAGCACAUCUUCAGACACGAGCCAGGACCGGUCAUUGUCUGAAGAAAGCAUGUCAUCAGAACUGCCUCUUGGUUACCCAUCCUCAGGAGCCAGUGACUCAGAGACUUAUCUUUCAAUCAUCCAUUCCUUGGAAACAAAACUUUACAUUACAGAAGAAAAGCUCAAAGAUGUGACCUUGAAACUGGAAAGUCAGCAAGGUCACAACCAAGAGACCCUGAUAGCCCUUCACCAUCAGUGGGCCAGCACAGAGUCUCAGCUGAGGGAGCAGCUCCAAACGAGCCUGUCUCAAGUCAGUGCUCUGGUUUCGCAGUUGGAAACUGAGAGGCAGGAAAAGUUCAAGAUUGUAGAAAAUCAUGUUAGUGAGCUGGGGGAUUUCCAAAUGAAAAACAGCCAAGCACUGACCUGCUUGGAGAAAUGCCGAGAGCAGCUAAGAGCUUUGCCCAAUUCCGACAAGGAAAAAGAAAGCAAUUUGUUUCUUAUGACUCUGUCCAGCAUGGAAACCACUUUAGCAAAUGCAGUCCGAGUCUUGCAGGGCGUGCCCAUCUCACCUGAUCAUCAGCUGAGGGACAGUCUAGCUGAAACGGCACAAGUAGAAGGAAGUUUGUUCGAUGAAGAGAAACAAGUUUCCCAGCAGCAUCAAGCUGAGAUGUUUAAUAGAGACCACUUAAGGUUGCUUUCUGAGAGGGUAGCAUUCGAAGCUUCCCUGAUCAACCAAAUAGCAGACUCUCUGAAAAAUGCAAGCUCUGAGAUUUCCCAGAUUCUCCAGGAGAUUCAUGGGACAGCUGAGGUGGCGUUACUAGAGCCAGCAAAUGUUUCUCACACAGCUAUUGCAUUGGCCAACCUCUUAUCAAAGAAACUGUUACUGGAAGGUGAAUUCUGGAGCCAGGUAGAAGAACUGAAAAAGCACUUAGGCACCAAAGAAGAGGAAGUAGAAGGCAAAAUGGAAACAGUUAGUUUUAGUUUUCCACAAUGCCUUGUCCACACAAUAGCAGACACCUCACUGAUCAGGGCAGAACUUGGUUUUGUUGCGCAGAAAAUGAGAGAGUCUUUUCAUCAGCGGCUAAAAACAAUUGAAGAAGACCUCCAUAAUACCAAAACUGCUCUCCAGCAGCAUAAAUGCAUGUUGGAAGAAAUCAUCAAGACAUACAGGACCCCUGAAUUUGACAGGGUUAUGCAUCAAAUUUCUGAAGCACUCGAGAUCCAAAAAGAUGUUUCAGAACAGACCCAGGUCUGUUGGGGCGGGAGUCAUCCAGAAGUGGUGCUGCAUCAGGACCCAGUCAAGAUGGAGGGGGGCCAGAGUUUGACAGAGCAGAGUAGUGAAACUCUUGUUGCUAUUCAAGAAGAUCUUGCCCUACAGCUAAAAGAUAAAGCAAAUAUUCUUAAGGAAAUAUCUGUUGCCUUACUAUCCCUGUCCCCUGAGGAAGCCAUACAGGAUUGUCAGAAGCUCCUGAAGGUUUCUCAGAGCAUGGGAGAUCUUGAACGAUACUCAUCUUUGUUAGUUCAGGAUGCAGUUAUCCAGGCUCAGGUGUGUUAUGGCGCUUGCAGAGUUAGACUGGAGUAUGAAAGGCAGCUAAAGUUUUACAAAGAGUCCUUGCAAAACAUGGACGCUCUGUGUCAGGAGCGUGGACAGGCUGUUGCUGUCCUUCGGGAGGAAUAUGAAGACUUGCUUCGAAAACAGCGGAGCGAAUAUGGUGAGAUGAUAACUGUCCUUGAAAGGGAGAAUGCAGACCUUCAGGCAAAAGUGUCUCAGCUGGAGAACCAGCGGAGGUUCUUGGAGGAAGAAGAACACAAACACAGCAAAAGCAUCAGCGAGUUACAAGGCAGGUAUGAGGAGGAGAUACGAAAUGUGAUAGAGCAGUUGAACAGGACUGAGGACACUCUAAAGGCAGAGAGGACGGAGGGCCUGAACCAACUCGACGCCGUUGUCCGAGACAAGCAGGACAUGGAGAGGUAUCACCUUGAGCAAAUGCAGACACUGGAGGACAGGUUCCAGGCCAAGGUGAAGGAACUGCAAGUCAUCCACAGCGAGGAGCUGCAGACCCUGCAGGAGCAUUACAGCCAGAACCUGCAGCGCUUGCAAGAAACACUCGAUGGCUACCAGCGCCAGCACCUGGAGGCCGUGCCUUCCCCAGGGCCUGGGACCGCGUGGACAGCAGAGCAGCCUAGUGGAGGCGUGCAGAUCUCUGAAAGUGAGCUAAACUCCAUGCACGGGCUGAGGGAGCGCAUCCAGGAGCUGGAGGCCCAGAUGGACGCCAUGCGAGACGAGCUGGAGAACAAGCACCUAGAGGGGAGCACGGCCAUGCUGAGGGAGAAGUAUCAGAAAGACUUUGAGAGCCUGAAGGCAACAUGUGAGCGGGGGUUUGCAGCCAUGGAGGAAACGCAUCAGAAGAAGAUUGAGGAUCUGCAGAGGCAGCAUCAGCGGGAGCUGGAGAAACUGCGGGAGGAAAAGGACCGCCUGCUAGCAGAAGAAACAGCUGCCACCAUCUCGGCCAUCGAAGCCAUGAAGAAUGCCCACCGGGAGGAGCUGGAGCGGGAGCUGGAGAAGUCCCAGCGCUCCCAGAUCAGCAGUGUCAACGCGGAUAUCGAGGCCCUGCGGAGGCAGUACCUGGAGGAGCUGCAGUCAGUCCAGCGGGAACUGGAGGUCCUUUCAGAGCAGUACUCCCAGAAGUGCUUGGAGAAUGCGCACCUGGCCCAGGCCCUGGAGGCUGAGAGGCAGGCGCUCCGCCAGUGCCAGCGAGAGAACCAGGAGCUCAACGCGCACAAUCAGGAGCUGAAUAACCGCCUGGCUGCUGAGAUCACGCAGUUACGGACGCUGCUGACUGGGGAGGGCGGGGGAGAGGCUGCUGGCUCACCUCUCACACAGGGCAAGGAUGCCUAUGAGUUGGAGGUCCUGUUGCGAGUCAAGGAAUCAGAAAUACAGUACCUGAAGCAGGAGAUCAGCUCCCUUAAGGACGAGUUACAGACAGCUCUGCGGGAAAAGAAAUACGCCAGUGACAAACACAAGGAUAUCUACACAGAGCUGAGCAUCGUGAAGGCCAAGGCAGACUGCGACAUCAGCCGGCUGAAAGAGCAGCUAAAGGCGGCCACAGAAGCGCUGGGCGAGAAAUCCCCUGAGAACACAUCUGUGUCGGGAUACGACAUCAUGAAAUCCAAAAGUAACCCCGAUUUCCUGAAGAAAGACAGAUCCAGUGUUAGCCGGCAAUUAAGGAAUAUCAGGUCAAAGUCCGUUAUUGAGCAGGUCUCAUGGGAAAACUGAAAUGAACCAGAGUCCAGGUUCCCUGUCACGUAGAGUCUGAAGGAAGGCCUGACGGUGCAAGAACGCCUGAAGCUUUUUGAAUCCAGGGACUUGAAGAAAGACUAGCUCUUUUUUUUUUUCCCCUCCCUCCCCUUCCCUGUUCAGCUCGAACGCCCGUACCUGGCAGCUCAUGGCCACGCAGCACAAGCACUGUUUUGUCUCUUGUUCCUUCCAACCAUCCUCGCUGCUGUUGGUCUAGACACUCCUGAUCCGACUGGGCAUGGGUCUUCCCUGACCCCAAGGGCUCUGUGCCUCCUCCUCCUUCAUGAGAUGCCUCAGAGACUACAAGGGAGGAGGGGAUGGACCUUGGUCCCCUGCUGCUCUUUGUAGGAGAAUCCUUCCUUCGCUGAACAACCAUUACACUAAGUGUCAGUAUUAAGGCUGGGCGCCUGUUGAUAAGCUAACUGUCAUACCGACUGUGGUGGGACAGGCACAGGGCCUGGGCAGUGCAGCCCCGAACUCGCUGCAUUGCUGUUGCUUGAUCCUGGGCUCUGUGCACGCCAGGACCCUGACCGUGGAACUUGCCUCUUGCACUUCUGGGGAAAAGCCCACAGCAAAAGCAGCAGGAAGAGCAGGUCGGUUUGAGUUGUAAACAGCCCUUGCGGUCAGGUUUGGGCCUGGGUCACAGCACUGACGGCCACUAGCCCAGCAGAGCAGAGGGAGGGGAGUGUUGGUGGGGCUUCAUGCCAGGUUCAGACAGUUGCAGACGGAACGCCCAACAUUCGUCUGAAACACAGGCUUCAACAGAACCUGGCCCAAAGGCCUGCUGCCCUCCAUGAUCCUCCCUCUCUAGUCUCCCGUGCUGUCUGAGCAAUGUGCUACAGGAUUCAAUAGUCCAAAUGCAGCCUAGCAGCAGCUGUCUAGCCUCCACCUACUGCCCCUUCUUCCUGUCACCCCUCAAAAGUACUAGGGCCCUUCCUCCAGUCUCUGGAGGGUGGAUGGAUGCUGACCACAAAGCAGAACCAGCUGUGGCUGUGGAAAUGCUCCGCUCAGUCCAAAUGCUGCCUUCCUUCACUCAGCCCCAGAAUCCUGCUCCUCCUGCCUACAAAAGGCAGUAGUUGUGAUGCGAUGCCACUUUGGGGACAUUUUGGAAUGAGUCACAAAACUCCCGCAUGCUCCCAACCACAGCAGUAUUGUGGCCCCUGCCUGCCCCAAUGGAAGCUGGCUUAAAACAAAUGCACGCCUGUUAAGCAGCAAAGCAGGUGGGAGGGCAGAUUGGAAACAGCUGAGGAGACAGAGGGAACCUAGCAGCACAGGUGCAGCCCUGAACUAGGGGGGCUCGGCAGCAAAGCAGCUAUUUUGCCAAGACCCCCCUUGCUCUGCCUGCCAAGGACAGCCACUAGCUCAGUCACUGCACUGCCAAUGACACUCCACGUGCUGCCCCCCCACUCCCUGGUUUCAGGCCUGAUUUGACUUGGUAUAAGGACCUGUCUAGUGCAGGCCAGGAACUGCAUGUAAAUGCUGGUCCAGCACUGGGUUUCAACCCUCAUUUGGCCAUCUCGUAGUUUCAGUUGCAUUGCACCGUGCUUCUAAGAAACUCUAGGGAGUGAAGCUGCUGCCUAGCUUUGAAACUGCAGCAUUUGGCUGGAACUCUGUUUUCACAGGCUGUGCUGAUUUCUGGCUUAAGGCUGGUGCUAGAGCUGGUUAAAGCUCUGCUUUCCCAGGGAGGGGAGUUGCUUUUGUGCUGCUAGGCCAUGACUGGUGUUUCCCUCCACCCCCUACUUUUGAAGCCACUAGCCAGCCUUGCAUCUCUGCUCCAUGGUAGGAAAUGGGUUCUGUUGUCUCCCCCCCUGCCUUGGACCCAAGCUGGGCUGCUGUGCUUGUCUGUGCAUCUAUGUAGGAUAGGCAAGGGAGGGCUGAAAUGCCCAUCUCUCCCUGCCCCAACUCCCAGGGUGCCGUGCUGUGCCUAGGCGUGUUGGAGGCAGAGGGAUGUGGUGAGAUGCUGCAUCAAAGGGAAAAGAAGCGGGGAGACCAUGCCACACUGGGCACUUUCAUGACCCUUCCCCCUUCUUACGCCCCUGUCCUGUAAUAGACUUUUAUGUGUUCUCCACCCAGCCAUAGGACCUGACCCGGCCCUUGCUGCUCCCAGAGACUCUGGGGUCAGGCCAGCUGCCCAACCACCUUCCCGGACUAAUAGCUGAGAGUCUAAGAGCUGCUCCUUAUGUGCUCACAACCCUGCAUGGACCAGCCCCAGUGGCACACAGCCUUGCCCCUUGUCUGUACUCCUCUCCUGCAGCAGAGCAGCACAACUUGCUGCCUGUAUUGAGUUCAGCAGGGACCCAUAGCUCUUCAGCUCUGGCGCUGAGCCGUGCACACCCACGCUGAGGUGUACGCAUUCUUUAGUACUUGCCGGCCCUAGAACAGACUAGGAGCUUUCCCUACCGCUUCUUGCCAGUGUUUGGGCAAGAGGGACCUCAGGAUGGGCUGGUCCUUUUGGAUGUUUCCACCCUGUGUGCCCACCAUGCUGUGUGGAGAGGGUGCACGCGGAGGGGCCGUCCAUGCUGUGACAGGCCGGAGCUGAGGCUAGCUACUGCCAGGGAGCUGGGUUGUUCACCUGCUGUGUCCAUAUACUGUAUAAGCCCUUGCGCAUGCAGCACAGCCGUUCAGCUGACACGUACAAUAGCCAGCUUGCUCUUUCUGUGACCUUUCUAUUUGAGCAGCCACCAGAAGAGGAAGUCCUUUUGUUCCUAGGCUCCGUCCCUACCAGUCGGGGUUUGGCGGAUGUCUGCUCUGCUCCGUUAGCUUUCCAGCCCUGAAUUCUCCUCAGAGGAUCAAGCCCAUGGGAUACAGGCUGGGGUCCUUCAGUGUUGUAACUUCUUCCUCACAAGGGUGCACUUAAAUGGAUGAACUCAACACCUCCGAACAGUGCACUCAUCCUGAAGGGUGGUAGGGAGCAUUGCUUGCUUCUACGCCAGCUGAGUUGGCUGUAGCGGAGAAGCCAUGUCAACCAUUCCUCCCAGUAUGGGCUCCUCUCUGCCCUGGGCUAUUGCAGUGGCUGCUUUGCUCAGUGAAUUUGUUCAGAAUCUGCUAACUCUUGAGUGCAACAUAAAGGUGUGUUAUGUCCCCCUUUUACAGCUGCACUGCCAAUAGCAGGAGGCCACAGGAUGAGGGUGAGGCGGCGGCGGCUAUAAACAGGCAGGGCUUGUUGCUGUGUGGUACACUUUCACUGAGCCUCAAGUGGAUCCUAAUGGGGAUGAUUUUUGGAGGCGGGGGAAACUGAAGUCACCCUUCCUCUGCUGUACACUUCAUCCCAGAGACUCUCUUCUUGAGACUCAGGCCCUCAGCUUUGCACAGGUACUCUGAUUAAUGAGUCGCUGGCGUCUAUUUGCUUCACUUGGGUUUCUGUUAGAUCCUGCUUUUAUAAUACUAGAGGAGCUUGGUAAUUAGCAGAGCUGUGCAGCUUGUGUUGCCUGGCACAACGAGGUGGUGAGCUGGCUUGGAGGAAGAGUUUGCGGUGUGCUGACUGGCAGUGGGGUGGGCUUCUGGACUGUGCAGACUGGGUCAGGUGCUCCAGUGGAGGCAACGAGGGAAAACUGAAGUUGAUAUGGGGACGUUUCCCAUCUUUGGACCCAGCAGGUGUAAAAGUGGGCGAGGACAGGGAGAAAGGCAAUGCAGGCUAGUGGAAGCACUCAGGUGGUAGAUGCUCAGUGCAAGGCAGGCAGGGAGAGAAGUGGAAGCAGCAGCGAGCAAGCCGGGUAGCAAGAGGAAAGGUACUGGAGCAACGGCAAGUCCAAGGCAAGCUCAGAAAGCUUUCUGCUUGUGCUGUCCCAUAAUAACCCUGUGGCGUGCAGCUGGUUGGGGGGUGGAUCAUUGGGCUUGUUUAGAUGCAGGGUCCCAAAACUGCUUAAGGGAAGAGGGUAUUUGAUUUGAUGGUUUCCUUACUCCAUUAGGCUUUCCCACAUGUAUGCACCCCAAAGAAAAGGCCAUAUGCACAGAAGUUUUGAAUAGGUUGCUUGAGGGAACCAGUUCUUUGUAAAUCCAGGACCCUGCAGAUGAUGGGUAAAGCCCCAGCAGUAACUCUGGCUUAAAUGAGCUGGCAUUUGCCCCUCGACCUCCCAGUGUCUGAUUUCCUAUUUUAUGGCAACCUUCAGUCAUCCUGUAACCUGUCUUAUUGGGUCAGCUGUAAAAGGAUUUGCUCCAAGGUCUGCCAAGACUAUCAGAACAGCAGAAUCUGAACUUGUUGGAUCUGUCAGCAAAGGUUUUAUUACUGGGAAUCUUUAACUAAUACAUACUGGCCAACCUUUCUGGACUUUUAUUCUGCCUUGUAAACCUAACUAGAUAUGCCGUCCCACAGAGAGGGAACCACAGACACGAUACCAGCUGCAGACAGAAAAAAAGUGUUGCAAACAAGAGAAAGCUAAUAUAGAGAGAAAUCCACCAGGCAACAUGUGGAGGAGCGGGUGGGAUCACCCUCUGAGGAAUAUUCUUAAGCUUCUAGGAAUGUCUAACAAGCCAAAUAGAUGCUUUUCUUGCUGAACUUUGCUGUGUUAAAGUAUUUAACACCUGAACAGAGGUCUCUUAAAGUGCAGUUGUGGUGUUCUUAUAUACUGUCCCUUUUAAGAGCAGUGCAUGUUGAAGCUCGGCCAUCUCCAGAAGGGGAUUUGGCCCUUUUAAAAAUGUCUUUAUGCUCUGUGUGGGCCAAGCCCUCUGCUGUCAGGUGGCACAGGGAGCUGGAGGGCAGCUGCACCAUCCCAUCCAGCUGCAGUGCUCCUGGCUAGAAGGAGCUGAAAAAAUCUGCAUGGCAAAAGCCACUGUUCCUAGUUAGUUCAAGGACGAUGUGGUGGGGCUCAAACACGUUUCCUUCCUCCCUCCCUCUGCAACGCUGUCACAAACCUUGCUCCACUUUCCUCCCCGUCUUUGGUUUAGAUGUGACAGCUACUUGACCCUUUCUCAAGCAUCAGACAGUGUCUUUUCCUGCACUCCCAAAGGGCCUCCAGAUGCAGUAAACACAGGUCCUAAAACCAUCCCAUAGAGGUACAGGUCAAAAACAUGGUUCAAAGGGGAAAAAGAAUCUUGCAGAAGUCUUGGCUGUGUGCAAGGUUCUGUGGUAAAGCCCAGUUCUUCCUGCUGCUUCAGGCUUCAUCUUUUCUCCAGAAUGAGAGCAAGCAGGGCUCCUCUAAGACCGACUGGGGAGAGGGCAGGAAGAACAG